AUGUGAACUUCAAUAACAUCUUCAACAUUGACUCUUGAACAAUCAAAACCAAUUAGUUUAUCUUCUGCUGAUCGAUCAAAUAAAUGGAAUAAAUUUGAACAAGAAAAACAGAAACAAUUAUCUCAUGUAUCUCAACAUACAGAUCUAUUCACAUCAACAUCGACAGAUUCCAAUAAUGAUCAAACAACAACUGCUGCUCUUCCACAUAUUGUAGCUUUACCAAGCUCUGCAUUGCGUACAACAGCUGUAUGUAAACCUUCACAGGAUGAGCGUAUCUUAUCAGAACGAAUACAAUCAACACAUUCAAAUAUAUCAAUAUUUAAAUUCUAUCUAGAUCAAAAAGAAACAAAAUCAUCGAUUGGUCAUCAUACAAAAGCAACAAUGUUUAACAUGGAUACUCGUCUUAAACAAACACCUUUUCCAAGUCCAUCUUUAUCAUUUUUUACUAAAAAUUUCAAUGAUGGUACACCUGAAAUGGAUACUGAUUCAACAAUUACACCUACAUUUCAAUCACUUGGUUUGCAGAAUGAUCUUGAAAUAGAAUGUUUCAAUCAAUCAGCAAAAGUUCAUUCAGAUGAAAAACAACAACAACGAAAAGUUUAA
Rotaria sp. Silwood1 is the source of this 603-nucleotide messenger RNA. NCBI's taxonomy places the organism in Eukaryota, Metazoa, Rotifera, Eurotatoria, Philodinida, Philodinidae. The record is from the annotation of a GenBank genome assembly.